Molecule: messenger RNA, 4173 nt
Organism: Taeniopygia guttata (zebra finch)
Lineage: Eukaryota; Metazoa; Chordata; Aves; Passeriformes; Estrildidae
Source: RefSeq, a predicted model, not a curated record
UCCCGGUUCCUCCGACAGAGCCCUGGAGCGAAAUCCCAAAUGCACAGCAGCCGCUCAUCCCCUCAUCCCCGGCAAACUGCGGCCCCAAAGGCUUUGCAGACACAAGGGAAGCCGCCAGGCCCCGCAGGAGGGACCCACAGCGUGUGCACGGAGCGAGGAGAGCGGUGGAGAGCAGAAACCCCCUCAGAGGAGAGGCGGGAGGGCGGUCCCUGGGCCGGGGGGAAGUUUCUGCUGCUGAAGAUGCUGAGGGAGGGAAGGAGAAAGGUGGGGGCAGAAAUCAAAUACAGUUGGAAGGCACCAGGGAGGUGGAGGAAGGAAAAGGGGAGGAGGAAGAGGAGGAGGGAGAGAAGGGGGAGUGGGAGGCUGGUGAGGAGGGCUGCAGCCCAUCGCCAGGCGAGCUGGAAGGUGGGCAGCCGGAGGACCGGCUCCGAGGAGGUUAUAAAAGGCAGGAGUGGGACGCAGCAGGACCCGCCGGGCUCCUUCGCUGGAAGCGCCGAGGAUUUGUCCCCGAGGGCAGGAGCAGCCCGGCAGGAGCGGGGACGCUGCCAGCCAUGCCCCGCGGAGCUGGGCGCACGGGCAGCUGAGGAUGGUGCCCAGCCUGCGUCCUGCCCUCCUCCUCCUCCUCCUGCAGGCAUUUCUCCUCUGGGACAGCCCGGUUGCAGCUUCCAUCCAGGAGCAGUACUGUGAGAGCCUGCCGCCUGUCACCAACCACUCUGGUCCCCAGUGCAACGCCUCGGUGGACCUGAUCGGCACAUGCUGGCCCCGGAGCGCGGUGGGGCAGCUGGUGGCUCGGCCCUGCCCCGAGUACUUCUAUGGUGUGCGCUACAACACCACCAAUAAUGGGUACAGAGAAUGCCUCGCGAACGGGAGCUGGGCAGCACGUGUCAACUACUCCCAGUGCCAGGAGAUCCUCAGUGAAGAGAAGAAGAGCAAGCUGCAUUACCACAUCGCUGUCAUCAUCAACUACCUGGGCCACUGUGUUUCGCUGGGGGCCCUCCUCGUGGCCUUUGUCCUCUUCAUGCGCCUGCGGAGCAUCCGGUGCCUGAGAAACAUCAUCCACUGGAACCUGAUCACAGCCUUCAUCCUACGCAAUGCCACAUGGUUCGUGGUCCAGUUCACCAUGAACCCAGAGGUGCACGAGAGCAAUGUGGUUUGGUGCCGCUUGGUCACUGCUGCCUACAAUUACUUCCAUGUCACCAACUUUUUCUGGAUGUUUGGCGAGGGUUGCUACCUGCACACAGCCAUCGUGCUCACGUACUCCACGGACAAGCUCCGCAAGUGGAUGUUCAUCUGCAUCGGCUGGUGUAUCCCCUUUCCCAUCAUCGUUGCCUGGGCCAUUGGGAAGCUCUACUACGACAAUGAGAAAUGCUGGUUUGGGAAGCGAGCAGGUGUUUAUACUGACUACAUUUACCAAGGCCCCAUGAUCCUGGUGCUUCUGAUCAACUUCAUCUUUCUGUUCAACAUUGUCCGAAUCCUCAUGACGAAGCUCCGAGCUUCAACCACGUCAGAGACAAUCCAGUACAGGAAAGCAGUCAAGGCUACACUGGUGCUGCUGCCCUUGCUGGGGAUCACCUACAUGCUGUUCUUUGUCAACCCCGGGGAGGGUGAGAUCUCUGGGAUAGUCUUCAUCUACUUCAACUCCUUUCUGGAGUCUUUCCAGACAUCCCCAAACCCCAGAGCUGUUCCAAAGCUCCUGGCUCGGGGGUACCUGUUGGCUGUGAUUCUGCUGCUUGUCUUCUUCCAGGGCUUCUUCGUCUCUGUCUUCUACUGCUUCCUGAACAGUGAGGUGCGAUCGGCCGUGCGGAAGCGGUGGCACCGCUGGCAGGACAAGCACUCCAUCCGUGCCCGCGUGGCGAGGGCCAUGUCCAUCCCCACCUCCCCGACCCGCGUCAGCUUCCACAGCAUCAAGCAAUCCACGGCGGUCUGAGCGGGAGCCAGAGGCCACACCGGGAGCCGACAUCUCACUGGGCUGUGGGGAACCCCUGGGAGGGGGCACGGCACAAGAGCAGGUCCUGCUGGCAGCCCCAGCCCUGCAAGGAGAGCAUGAACUCACUCGGUCAUGGGACACCUGCACAGCUCCUGCCCCUGAAGGACGGGACAGCUGAGAUGCUGCUUUGUCAUCUCCCUGGCAGCUGUGUGACCUACUGGCAUGGCAGAAAGAGCCAGAAGGACCUGGAGAGGUUGCAGCAUCUUUCUGCCAGCUCCAUCCUGGGCAUGAUGUCUCGAGGUUUGGGCAUGAUUUAUCAGGUUUGUCUGCUUUGAGGUGACAGGAAACCAGGUCAUUGCUGGGACAGCUUAUGGGGCUAAUUCCCUGGGAAGCUGGGUCAGCCUUCCAGUGAGCACAUGCUGGAAUGUUGCUGGUGGCGGGGGAACCCUCUGGAGGAGCCAAAGUCCUAUGUGUUGGAAGGGGAUGGAUAGAGAGCCUUGGAAUGACUGUAGACAUUGCUUCAUGUGGCUGUGUUUUUGUAGCACUGGGGUUGAGUCUUUCCCCUGUCUCUUGCUGUGUCUCCUGGUGUCCUGUAACUGCUGCUUGGUCUGACUAGGUCAUUUCUCAUCUUGACACCAAAGGUGGGGUAAAGCAGUGGGGUGGGAGAGCGGAAGUAACUCCUUCUCCCAUGGGGAUGGAUCCUAGGGGUUCUGAACAGCCACACAGAGUUGGCUUAUCUGGAGGGAAGCACAGGAAUUAGUUAAAUUCUCUGAUUCAGCCCAGAUGGAUCCACAGGUCUCUGCAAAGCUGUGGACCUCAGGCUGACUCCAUGUCCCUGCUCAGAGGGUGGAAAGGUGAGGGAGCCCUGCAGUGGAGCGGUGGCUGUGGUCCCCAAAGGCAGGUACCGCAGGGACAGGCCCUGGCUCUGCCCCCUCCUCCUUGCCCUGUUUUACCUGGGCAGAUGGGCCCAGUGCCAAAGCUGCUCCUUGCUCUUGUGCAGGGGAUGGGACCAAACCAUCCCCAUGUUGGGGUUAAGUGCCUUGGAGGAGCAGCAGCCUCCUUUCCUCCCUUCCCUCCCUUCCCAUCUCCCUCACCAUUCUCAGGACUCCAGAUUGUCCCCAGUUCCCCCUCUCUCAUUGCCCUCUUCCAUGUGGUCACCAAAAGCAGCUGAGCAGAGAAGUGGAUUUGCCUUGACCUCUUUGGAGCCACCUUUUCCUUGUCCCAUACAAGGUCUGGGGAUGCCCAGGCAGGAGACAGAUGACAGCAGGUUUAUGGGCUCUCUGCCUUCUGCAUCCCAGGGAUUUUGCCACUGGGGCCAUACAGGGUGUGGUGUGAGCCCCUUCACACUCCUGUGCCUCAGUUUUCCCGCUAUAAAGAACAGGCAUAAAUGUUUCCUGCCCUGGGGAGAUUUAAGCAUCUUUGAAAUUGCAGUAUUUUGUGAUUUCCUCAGGAUAUACCACCAGACAGGAAUAAAAUCUUGCAUCUUUUUAUUUAAAGAGAAGCAUAAGGAAAAAAACUCUGUGUUCUUUCUUCAAACAUUUGUGAAUUUCAGUAGUUUGGAGCAAAUUCCUCCCACUUCUCUCCCAUUUUGGUUUUCUACCUGCAAGUCUACAGUGCAGCAAAACUGGAGACAUCCCAUUGACUCCAAUAAUCUGCUAGGAAUAGCAACAGUUCCCAGUAUGACACAGUGACCACAACAAGGACCAUACCCUGCACACAGGGCACGUUUCAGUCUUUGUUCAAGUUCAGCCACUGCCAACAGUCCCCAAAACUGCCCCUUAUUCAAAAUAUGGGUGUGAAAAAGACCCCACGAGUUAUGCAAUGGGAAAAGGGGCAACUGCCAGCUCUAUGGACACUUUCUGCUGGUACUCUACAAGGAGUAGAUUUGUAUCUUCUCUGUCAUGGUUUCUCUGUUGGGUGCUUUGGCAGGAGCUAAUAAUGAUCUUCUGGCAAUGGAGAAGGGGAAAUGUCCCAGAGAGCUUUUCUUCCUCAUCCCUGCAAGUGAUGUUGCCAAAAAAUGACAUGCUACAUGUUCAAUUUUGACUUUUCUAAAGUGGGGUCUUUUGGUGGAAAGAAGCUGGAAAUUGAAAAACCAAAGAAAGAAACCCAAACAGAAGCAUCGGUGUUCAUAUCACUGUUUUUCCUUCUCCUCUUGGUGGUCUGCUCCAACUGAUGUGACUUUGCUUUCCAUAGCUGGAGUGUGUAUUCUCAGUCUUGUUUGAUUAAAAAUACUUCAAUUCCUCUUA